Molecule: messenger RNA, 1193 nt
Organism: Aspergillus sclerotioniger CBS 115572
Lineage: Eukaryota; Fungi; Ascomycota; Eurotiomycetes; Eurotiales; Aspergillaceae
Product: arylamine N-acetyltransferase family protein
Exons: 2
Coding region: 72-1058 (328 amino acids)
Molecular function (GO): acetyltransferase activity
Source: RefSeq, a predicted model, not a curated record
CUCAGCCCGUUUCAAGGUCGAAACGGUCUCAGUCCUUGGGUUACUUUCCCAUCCUGGUUGUAGACAUCAACAUGGGUUCCACCAUUGAUUGGUCGCGGCGGCCCACCUACUCGCCAGAGCAGCUCAGACGCUACUUCGAUCGCAUUGGUCUCCCUCAUAAGUAUCGGGAAUCGCCGGUGAUCCAGGAAGGGGCUACUAUCGAUGGCCAGACAGCGUUGAAUUUCCUGAAAGUCCUGCAACGGUACCAGGUGGCAGGUGUCCCAUUCGAAAAUCUCAACCUUCAUUACUCGGCUCACCGGGGCAUCUCCAUUGACCCGCAAAGCCUAUUCGAGAAGAUUGUGGACUCUAAUUCCGAACGAGGGGGCUACUGCAUGGAGAAUAGCGGACUCUUUGGGACCGUCUUGAGGAGCUUAGGGUACAAGGUGACUGCGGUUGGGGGGCGCGUCAACGAAGCCUCCCAGCCCAUAUCGGCGUCGAAGAAUUGGAAAGGGCCCAAGUACGACGGAUGGAACCACAUGGUCAAUCUCAUCACCAUUGGCGAGCAAAAGUACCUCAUAGACGUUGGAUUUGGCUCGAACGGGCCACACCAGCCCGUGCCACUCAUCCAGGGCUACGAGUUCCAUAAUGUAGGCGAGCAAUCCGGCCGGCUGGUGUAUGGGCCCAUCUCCCAACACACCAGCAAGGGCCAAUCCAUCUGGCAGUAUGAGAUCCGCAAUGGCGACGGAGCAUGGACUCCGGCUUAUUGCUUCACCGAGAUGGAGUUUCUCCCCGAGGAUUUCACCAUCAUCAAUUACUACAUGAGCACCAGCCGGGAGAGCUUCUUCACUUUCAACGUUUUGUGUGUGCGGAUGUUGCUCGACGAGGAGGGGGAGAAGCUCGUGGGCGACCUGACCUUAUUCAACGAUACGCUGAAACGGCGCUUGGGAGCGACAUCCGAGGUUCUCGAGAAAUUCACGGCCGAAGAGGAGCGGGUACUGGCGUUGGAAAAGCUUUUCAAGAUCCGCCUCUCAGGGGCAGACAGAGGAGGGAUUCGCCGUACGAUCUCGGAGAUCCUCUAAAAUUGACUGGACGGGGAAAGGGGAAAGAAAUCCGAACGGAGACCGCUGGAGGAAUCGCAACGCACUGAUAAGGAGUUAUUAGCAUGUGAAUCAAAUCAAGGAUCCUGUCUUUUUGAUUGGCGGCGGAAAUAUUCG